AGAGGCCGCUCUUCCUAGCUUUGGGGCCCUUUCUCGGCGUAACGUGUGGCCUUUGAUAUUCAACUCUCCUCUACCAGCAUAGGCUGCAUGAGGGGGGGGCGGGCUCCCGCAUUCCUGCUCGGCGGAGGGGCCGCUCUGCUCCUGUCGCUUCUUUGGAUGCCGGCCCUGCUGCCUGUAGUCUACCGCCUUCUGUUGCUACCCCGAGCCCUGCUGUCCAUGGCUUCAGGAAGCCCCCCGUCCCAGCCCUCGCCGGCCUCGGGCUCCGCCUAUGUUGCCGGCUCGGUCUCUGCAGCCUUUGUCACCUGCCCCAACGAGAAGGUCGCCAAGGAGAUCGCCAGGGCUGUGGUGGAGAAGCACCUGGCAGCUUGCGUCAACCUCAUUCCUCAGAUUACAUCCAUCUAUGAGUGGAAAGGAAAGAUUGAGGAGGACAGUGAAGUGCUGAUGAUGAUUAAGACCCAAAGUUCCUUGGUUCCAGCUUUGACAGAUUUUGUUCGUUCUGUGCACCCUUACGAAGUGGCCGAGGUGAUUGCAUUGCCUGUGGAACAGGGGAACUCCCCGUACCUGCAUUGGGUGCACCAGGUUACAGGGUCAGUUCCUGAGUCCGGCACAGCCCCACCGUGAUGAGCCUUUGUUUUUGCCACGUUCCCUUCAUAUACUUCAAUGCCCCCAGCCUUCCAGGUGAUGACUGGAUCCUUAAUAAAGCUUUAGUUCUGUCA
This is a messenger RNA of Eubalaena glacialis (North Atlantic right whale), 716 nucleotides long. It is a transcript of the gene CUTA, whose product is annotated as cutA divalent cation tolerance homolog. The transcript has 6 exons. NCBI's taxonomy places the organism in Eukaryota, Metazoa, Chordata, Mammalia, Artiodactyla, Balaenidae. Gene Ontology annotation, biological process: response to metal ion. Bases 88 to 621 code for a protein of 177 amino acids. The record is from RefSeq and is a predicted model, not a curated record. Gene Ontology annotation, molecular function: copper ion binding.